AUGACUGGCGAUAAAUAUUUGGACGGUGGUUUGGCGGCCCUGCAAAAAUGCUAUAAAUCCUUCUUUGACAAGCUUUCCGACAAGAUGGGAAGCGCUGAAAAUGUGUCUGGGACAUACGACGAUGGUGGUAGUCAUAUUUACUUAGUUUGGUCGGUUGCCGUGUAUGCCGAGGCAAUGGCAGAUUCUCUCAAGUUUACAAACAAGUAUGAAAAGAAAUUUGAAAAUGUGUUUCAAUGUUUAAAGAAAUACUGGUCUCCAGAGUACAAUGCAUGUUGCGCUAGUUACUAUUUCCAAGGAAAUAGUGAUGUCUACUUUGACGAUAAUGCCCAAGUAGCCAUUGCUCUCGCCACCGCCGGGUACUAUACUUCGAAUAGCUCUCGGAAAAAGCAAUACAUCGACAGAGCCGAAGCCAUUAUUGCCUUCAUCAUCAACAAAGGUUGGAACCAGCAAAAGGGCGGUGUCGCUUGGCACGUCAAUUCUGGUAGUCCUCCUCAUGCCAAUUUAAACGCUUGUUCCACUGCCAUGUCCUCUCUCGGCGCUUUGCGACUUGCUUAUGCCGUAGAUGACCCAAAGAAAAAACAGCAGCUUGUUAGUUUCGCUUGGAACUGUGUCCAGUGGAUUGAGGAUAAUCUGGUCGAUAACACGGGUCUCGUUUGUGAUGGUCUUAACUUGAACGACGGCAAUUGGGGUCUUGACUCGACCAAGUUUACUUACAACACCGGUGCUACUUUGGCUACUAUGGCUUUGCUCCUCGGAUUCAAUGACAUUAUCAAGGGCCUUCCCAAUAUUGACAAGAUCCAUUCUUACUUGGAAAACAUGGCAUCCGCCGCUCUUAACACAAGUGGUGAUAUGUAUGAUCAAUCCUGCAAGACCGAUUUUAAGGUUUGGAAAGAUAAUACUUUUUUUGCCCAACACCUUUCUGAGGGUUUAAUGGGUUUUUCUUUUGCCAUGCCUAAUUCUUCUCUCGCCAAGCCUGCUCAGCAAAUGGUUUUCGAACAAGCAGACUUUGUCAUGAACUAUGUUCGCGAUUCUAAGGACGGUCUCUAUUUCCGUGAUUUGAAUAUAUAUAAAAUUAGCCCAGACUUGACAAAUACUUUUAACAAAAUCUUCCAUGCUAAUCAGCAGUUUCAACCUGACAAGGACGAACGAGAACAAGGAAAUGGCCCCGUUGAAAAACUACCCCUCUGUAAGUCUUUGAUUGGAAGCUCUGGUGCUGUUCGAAUGCUCUUUCCCGCUGCUGAAAUUAUAGUCCGUAAAGAUAAUCCUCAGAGUGGUCCUAUUUUAGGAGGAAGACCUGCGAGUGGCCAGAAAAACAAGGGCUGUUUUAUAUGCUAA
Messenger RNA from Schizosaccharomyces osmophilus, 1335 nucleotides. RefSeq names its product alpha-1,6- mannanase (gene mug191). The transcript has a single exon. The coding region runs from base 1 to 1335 and encodes 444 amino acids. Lineage: Eukaryota; Fungi; Ascomycota; Schizosaccharomycetes; Schizosaccharomycetales; Schizosaccharomycetaceae. The record is from RefSeq and is a predicted model, not a curated record. Gene Ontology annotation, biological process: carbohydrate metabolic process.